GGAGUCACUAUUAGGUGCAACCAGAUCCAAUACAGGUUAACACACAGAAAAUCUUGGAGUUGACACAAUGGAAGAAACUUGGUCAUGUAUUCCCACUCUUCUUAUAUGGAUGAUUAUGAAACGUUUGCAAUUUAUCGACAAUCUGCACUUAUCUGCCGUUUGUAAGCAUUGGCUGAACGCCUUCCAUAAUUUCCCAAAAGAACAAAUCCCAACAAUGUCUUGUUCUAAUUUUCCGUGGCUGAUGAUCACUAAGGAUCAUCGUGGAAGCGAGAGGGAGUUUUUCAGUCCAUGGACUAAAACCAAAUUCACUGUUGAUCUUCCAGAAUUUGCCAAGACCAUUGUCAUACAGUCAAAAAAUGGUUGGGUGCUCCUAUUGACAUGUCACUGUUGUAAGCAAGUCCCUCGGGUGUUCUUGCUAAACCCCUUUACUCGAGUGAAACUCGAGAUGCCAAGGUUGCCUCGAUUAUUCAGUGCAUACAUGCCAUCAGGAAUUUCCAUGCUUGAGGGUACUCCCAAUUGUGUAGCCCUUGUUGAUCUUUGUCUCGCAAUUGCCCACCCGGGUGACAAUGCUUGGAAAUUUUUCACCAUUCCCUUAGAAAUUGGUCAACCUAUGUUUUUUCAACCUGUGUUUUUUGUAGACCGUUAUUUGUAUCUUAUUUCCAACCAUGAAUGGGUACUUCGUUUCAACACGAUUGAUUUCACCAUGACUAACGGUUUCAAGGGAAGGAAAUUUAAUCAGUUUGGAAUUGAAGGAAUGGGUUCGUACUUCCUACAAUGCAACAAGGAGAUCAUAAGGGUUUGUUCAGCAACUUCAACUGGCCGCUUGAUGCCUUACGGCCAUUUUUCCAUGAAUUCUUUUGCGGAUGCAGCAUGGGCUUUUUAUAAGUACAGCUUUUCGAAAGCAGCAUGGGAAGCGUUGGACGAUGAUGAGAUUCGAGGAAAAAGUUGGUUUCUGUCGAAUUGCGGGGCUAAAUUUGCAUCAGCUGCAGAGGGGACUGCAGUCGAGAGAGUUCACUUCCUCUCCAAGUUCUCGAGGAGAGCAAGUUACUGUUUGUUUAGUUGCGAUCUUAAUUCGCCUGGGAAGGAUGCUCACAGUUAUUUCGGCAAUCUUAGUAGGAAAAGCACAGUUUGGAUCAAUAUGGAGUGAUAUAUCUCAUCACCCAUAUUUGUUUUCGUUCAUUGCUGUUCAUUUGACAAGGUUGUGAUGAGAUUUCAUUUAGAUGCCAUCUGAAAUUUAUAAACCUUACUUCCG
Messenger RNA from Rhododendron vialii, 1252 nucleotides. Its product is annotated as putative F-box protein At5g66830. Gene Ontology annotation, molecular function: protein binding. Bases 68 to 1147 code for a protein of 359 amino acids. The record is from RefSeq and is a predicted model, not a curated record. The transcript is spliced from 2 exons. NCBI's taxonomy places the organism in Eukaryota, Viridiplantae, Streptophyta, Magnoliopsida, Ericales, Ericaceae.